Molecule: messenger RNA, 6493 nt
Organism: Python bivittatus (Burmese python)
Lineage: Eukaryota; Metazoa; Chordata; Lepidosauria; Squamata; Pythonidae
Source: RefSeq, a predicted model, not a curated record
UAUGGCUGAAUGCGGCAAUUCCCGAUUCUUAGAGCAUGUUGGAAAGGCUGAUGAGAUUCAUGGCUUGCCCAAGCAACGGCGAACAAUGACAGCUCAGCGGGGAGCUACGGUUCUGCCCUUCAUACCUGCGCCUGAGAGAAGGUGGCUCUCUGUGAGGAUUUUUGUCUCCUCUACUUUCCGGGACAUGCAUGGUGAACGUGACCUGCUUAUCCGCUCUGUUUUUCCCGAGCUUCGAGCGCGAGCAGCCCAGUUCUGCUUAGCGAUCCAGGAGAUUGACUUGCGCUGGGGGAUCACAGAGCACGAGAGCCGGUGGAGCAAGCAGGUGGAGUUGUGCCUGUCAGAAGUCUCACAGAGUUUCCUCUUCAUCGGAAUCCUCGGGGAGCGGUAUGGCCACGUCCCGAAAGAGACUUCCUUGCCAGAUGAACCGCAAUAUGAAUGGGUGAAAAAGUACCCAGCAGGCCGCUCUAUCACUGAGUUGGAGGCUGUUCAGUUCCUGAAUGGUAAUAAUGACCCCACGGCAGGAUCUAGGGCAUUCUUCUAUCUCCGAGAGCCAGACUUUCUUGGCUCCGUGCCAGAAGUGUGGAAAAAAGAUUUUGCAGCUGAAUCAGAAGAAGCUGCCCAGCGCAUGGCAGACUUGAAGGAACAUCUUGGGAAACAUGGAAACCUAGCUGCCUUUAGCAACUACUCCUGUCAGUGGGGUGGACUAGCCCAAGGUCAGCCUUAUGUGAAAGGUCUUGAAGAUUUUGGCAACAGAGUCUUGCAGGAUGUAUGGAAAUGCCUCCAGCACCAUUUUAUAGAGGGACGUGAAUUCAAAUUCACAGCAGACUCAGAGGAAGAGGAAGGAAAUGUUCUGCAAGAAUCUUUCCAGGAAUUGCAGCAGAGGAGAUUUUGUGCCCGGGCAAAGCUUUUGAACACCACAGCUGCUCAGCUGCGCGGUGGCAGGCUUUACGUUGUGAGCGGUGAGCCUGGCCAAGGAAAGACGGUUUUCUUGGCAGCGCUUGCAGAGAAGCUCAGGAUGAUAGUCCCGCAGGAAGGAGAAGGCUCUACUCCCCGUUACCACGUUGUGGCCCAUUUCACCAAGGCGGGACCCAAGCAGGCCGAAGCCCAAGUCGUGUUGGGUCAUCUCUUUGCCGUGCUGAGAAAGUUGUUAGAGAACCCUCCGACCCCACCCAGAAGCUACAGAGGGCUGGUGGCCCAGUUUGAAUGCCUUCUCUACACGGUGGCCAAGUUGCUGAAACGGGGCCAGACUUUGGUGCUUUUGAUCGACGAUGCUGACUUGAUCCAUGCCACUGGAGGAGAGCUGGUAUCUGACUGGCUGCCUGAACAAAUGCCCCAGCGAGUCAGCCUGGUUCUCAGUGUCUCUGUGGAGUCAGCAUUCCUUGAAUCUCUUAAGCGACGGAAGAAUGCCAUCUUCAUUCCCCUUGAGCCUUUGGCCCUUCUGGACAGAGCUGCCAUCAUCCGCAAAGAUUUGGCCCUGUAUGGGAAAAAGUUGGAGGAGUCGGCUUUUAAUAACCAGAUGCGGCUAGUGCUGAUGAAACGUGGCUCUCAGCAACCUUUGUACCUGAGCUUGCUAACCCAGGAUCUGCGGCUUUUUGCCCUAUACGAGAAGCUCUCGGAGCGGAUCCAGAAACUUCCUGUCUCUCUUCCGCUGAUGAUGCAACACUUGUUGGGUUGUUUGGAGCAAGAUCAUGGGCUAGAGCUGGUCGCUGUCACUCUGGUGUCUCUCUGGGUCAGCAGAGAUGGCCUAAUGGAACGAGAUCUCUAUUCCAUCCUUGCUAUCUGGAAGGAAUUGAAGGGGGCCAGUCUAACUUUGGAAAAAGCCAUUACUGCUGGAAGAUACGUUGGCAGCUUUCCCACAGCCCUCUUUUUUGACCUUCUGCGGAACCUGAGGGGUCUUCUUGGGGCUUGUGGUUCCCAGUCACAGCUCCCAGGUUCUCGGCUGCAGCUUUGUGGCAGCCCCAUGAGGACGGCCAUAGAACGGCGCUACUUGAAAAAACCAGGUCUGGACCACACAGCCCAUGUGCUCUUGGCAGCUUACUGGUGGAAACUCUCAAAUCCAGAUGGUUCCUGGAACUUCCAGAAGUCUGAGGCAGAGGCCCUGAUUGCCCUGCCAUACCACUUGGUCCAAAGUGGGCAUUUGGACAUCCUGGCAUCUUUCCUGACUAAUUUAAAGGUUGUCAGGGCUCAUCUUCAUCUGGGCCUCCUCCACGGCCUCUCUGAAGCCUACGCACUCUAUGCAACAGCUGCUGGCUCAGAGCUCAACGAGACAGUCAACUUGUUCUCUGACUUUUUGCAAAGAAACUUUGGGCUGCUUUCCCAGAAUCCCCUACUGCUCCUGCAGCAGGCGGCUAAUGAACCCAGUUCCUCAGACCUCUGCUUACAAGCCCAAGUGGCGCUGUGGAAGUGCGGGAAGCCUUUCCUGAAAUGGGUUAACAAGCCUGAGAGGGCCCGGCAGACCAAGAGUCUUGUUUUGAACCUUCCUUCCACUCCUUCUUCUGUUUCUCUUGCUCCUUCGGGAAAACUGGCCAUCGUGGGUACCGUGGAGGGGACAUUGCACCUCGUGGAGAUGAAUACUGGACAGGAACAGAAAUCUUUGUUGAGCUCAUGUGAUGGAAUCUCGGCCUGCGCGUUCUUGUCAGAAACAACAGUUUGUCUCGGGGCCUUCAAUGGACGGUUUGAACUUUGGAGUCUGAGAGAAGGAUGCAGGCUCCUGGGUAUGGAUGCUCACAAGGCCCAGAUUACAGACUACAGUACCGAUUCAGAUUGUAAACUGUUAGCUUCAGUGUCACUGGAUGGCACUCUUAAGCUCUGGGAAUCUGCACGUGGACGUGUGCUCCACCAGUGGGACUUCCCGUGCCCUUUGAACUGCGUGACCUUUCACCCAAAGAAUCAAUUGGUGGCUACUGGUGGAUGGGACAGAUCUGUCACUGUCUUGGAUACAAAUGGAAUGAGCAAGAUCUCGGUGAUGAAGGAUCAUGAUGCCUCCAUCCAUUCCAUUUCCUUCUCUUCCACUGGGAAAGUUUUGGCAGUGGGUACUUUGGCUGGUUCCAUCACCCUCUGGUCGUGGCAGGAGGCCACCAUCCUGGCUUCAUUCAUGGCUCACUCUGGCUGUGUCUCUGUGGCUCAGUUCCUUUCAGAAGGAAAACUUCUUACAGCAGGAGAAGACUGCAAGGUCCAGAUUUGCAAAGGCCGCUUGGGGCAACUUUGGAGCUCUUUAGGAUCAGGAGCUCUUUCUCCGGCCCUGUGUAUGGCCUCAAAUCUUGAUGGCAGCCGAUUGGCCGUGGGACACCACUCGGAUGGUGUCUGGAUCUACAGUCAUCCUUGGCGCUUGGAGACAAGCCAGAUUCACUGCCAAGGAAGCGGUGUGGCCGUCUGUAGCCUGGCAUGGUUACACAAUGUAUUUCUGGUUGCGGGCCUUGGCGAUGGGUCCCUUUGUGUCUGGAAGACUUUGGAGAGUAGCUCUGCCUGCUGUCAUCAGUUCAAGGGUCAUGAUAAAGCUGUGAUGGGCCUUGCAGUAUCUAAGAAACUGGUGGCUUCUGCCUCAGAGGAUUUCACCAUUGGGCUGUGGCUUUCAGAGACCCUGAGACUAGGCCCUGCCAUGGACGCCAGCAUCUCACCACUCUCCAUCCUCCGUGGUCACACGUCUGGAGUGACCUGUUGCGCCUUCAGCCUUGAUGGCAGCUAUCUUGCUACUGGAAGCAAAGACCAGGCCUUGUUUCUAUGGGAUGUAAGGGACCCUCUUCAGAAGAAUCCCUCUCUCUUGCGCUCCCUGCUUUUCUGCCACCAGGACUGGAUUUCCACCUGUGCUUGGAUUGGCACCAUGUUGCUCUCUGGCUCCAACGAUGGUACUGUUCGUCUCUGGGAUCCCACAACUAGUGAGUGUGUCCAGGAAUUCCUGGGCCACCAAAGUCCAAUCUGUGGUGUCACAAGUGAGAAAGAUCAUGUCAUCUCCGUGGGCAGGGAUGGGCUGCUAAUAACAUGGAAUCUCAAGGGAGUGGAAGAAACUCGGUUCUUGGCUCACCCAAGCCAGACCAACCAUUGCACUGGUUUCAGGGAUCCAUGGGAGAAAGACUUUAUGUUGUGUGCAGCUGGUGCUGAUGGCACUGUGAAAAUUUGGAGACCUUUGACGCUCGAGCAACCCCAAGUCCUGUUUGGACACUCUGCUUCUGUCUGUGCGGGUACUGCUACCUCAUCGUCUUUCUUGACAAUCUCCAAAGACAAGACAGCCCGUAUAUGGGCAGUUCCUAAGGAUGAUGCAAUCGAUACUGAAAAUCUGCCUCCUCACCAGGGUGCUGUCACAGCUGUGGCUUGGUCACCAGAUGGGAACUUGGCUGUUUCCGGUGGGGAACAUGGUGACUUGAUUGUCUGGCAAGGAGGAGAGGCUUUGGGGACAGCAAAGGUUGGCCUCCAGUGCAUCAGUGCCCUCACCUUCCCUUCUUCACAUACAAUCCUUGUGGCUUGUGAUGGGAUCAGCCUUUGGGAUAUAAGUGACAGCAGACAUAAUGUCAGAGCAGUUAGCUUGAUGUGUAGGAAAACCUUGUGGCGAACAAAAGGAAACUCUGUGCUGUGCAUGGGGACACUCUGGCCUCUGGGCCCUUCAGUCUGUGGGCUGAGUAAUGAAACCUUGCUGAUUCUUCAGCCUGGUGCUGACAGUUUCCAGCAAGUCAGGGAUAUGUGUAAAGAGUGGUAUGACAAUUCUGUUGUCUUUGAUAUAUCCCCAUCUGAUGAGGAGGAAGAGAUCUUGCAUGUCUGGCACUCCAUGGAGAAACCGCGCUUGCUGAAGUUGAAAGUGACCAAGAAUGGAAAGAGCAGAAUAAUUAAGCAAAUAAAGUGGACACCGAACAAGCCUUCUAGCUACGUCACAGUUGCCAGGCUGGUGAAAGACAAAUUGUUAUAUGGUGACUCAGAAGGAUUUCUCUGGAGUCAGACACUGCAAAUUGAGGAGGAGGAAGAGGAGCAGGAAGAAGAGGAGGAAGAAAUGUCUGAGGGCUGGCAAAGGAGGAAGAUCCAUAGUGACAAAAUUACAGCUUUGCAUCUGGUGGGAGACAGGAUUGUAACGGCUUCACAUGACCAGGUUGUGAAGAUUUGGGAUGGCAGCACAAUGAAACUUGUGGGCCAAUUCCGAUGCCAGGCCCCAAUUUCUUGUCUCCAGCCCUGCCCUCGCACGGACUCUUCUGUCCUCCUAGUGGUGGGUGAUACUCUGGGCACUGUUUACUUCCUGCAUUGGGGCCACCUUUCUGAGUGAGGAGCUGCUGAACUUGUCCUUUGAAUGCCAUUCUGUCUCUUUUGACCUGUUCAGCAAACCUCAGGUGCUGAGGUGAUCCUUCUGUUUCUUGUGACCUACAGGUUCUUGGUACCUGUGUUGCAGCUGAUGGUUGCUUAAUAAUCAUGAGGCUCAGACUGAGCCUUACAAUCAGAGAAGAAAUAAAAAUUCAAAACUCCACUUGAUCAUAGUGGAGUCUGGAUUGAAUACAAUUCCAUUGUUUAAUUAUAACUGUAAGUGGAAAAGAAAUCUUCUAUUUAAAUUCCACAUAAAUUUAAAUUAAUUUCCUUUGCCAUAUGUGGCAAAAGUCUCCUUUAGAAUUUUUUAAAAUAUGUUUUUUCCCCCUAUCUCUCAGUCCAAGCCACUUAUAUUCUCUCCAAACAUGAUGCCUAAUAUUGGUGAGAGUAUUAAGAGCAUCCUAACCUUUCUAUUUGGAUUUGUAUUACAGAGGAAACUAAUAAGUACUAUGAGUGAGACUAUUUGGGCCUAGUUAAGGCAGACAUGGAAUUCAGAUUUGCUUAUGGUCACUUUAGUGAACUUAUUUAGGGCUACAAAAAUCAGACAACCUAGACUUCCAUCUCUCUUAAUAGCCACUGAGGAGUUGCUCAGAUUUUUUCUACCAAGAUCCAGAAGCUCUAAAUUAAGAGUCUCACUUGGCCUUUUUUAGGCCUAGCCUACUUGCUUGGCUUCUGGCGACAAUUCCGUGUCAUUCUGUAGAUAUCCUUUGGAGGAAGGAUGGGGUUCAAAUGCGCUACAAGUAACAUAUCUAGUAUUUGGGUUUUCUUCCCUCCCACAGUUGAAAGAUAAGUCACAGCUAAGAGUAACCUUGAGAUGCACUAUCCAUUCUGUGCAUGAACAGAACAGCUGGUUUGGGAUGAUCUGUGCCCAGAAUGAAAUGGGUCUUGGUUGGUUUGGGCAGAACUGAUUGGGUGAGAAAGCAGGAGAAAGCCAAGUACAUCAGCAGUGGGAGGGAGGGAGGAAAGACCCUUGAGUCUGGCGGCCUAUGCUACUUUUGGAUUUUGUUUCAUCCAGAACCCAGAAAGUCCAAAGCAUUCUGGGAUUCAGCUCUGCAGAACUGUGGCUGAUCUAAAAUGGUUUGGCUGAUCCUUCUGAAUGUUCAAAACAUUCUGUGCACCUCUAUAGUGGAUAUUUGGUCUACUAGAGAAGGGAGGAUUAAAAUAUAUAAAUACACUAAUUACACUUAUUAAAAGAUACAAAAGAAAUGUUCUC